Molecule: messenger RNA, 7819 nt
Organism: Onychostoma macrolepis
Lineage: Eukaryota; Metazoa; Chordata; Actinopteri; Cypriniformes; Cyprinidae
Gene: ppargc1a
Product: peroxisome proliferator-activated receptor gamma, coactivator 1 alpha
Exons: 12
Coding region: 2718-6224 (1168 amino acids)
Biological process (GO): positive regulation of transcription by RNA polymerase II
Cellular component (GO): nucleus
Molecular function (GO): RNA binding; transcription factor binding
Source: RefSeq, a predicted model, not a curated record
ACUUAUUUUUCCAGGGCUGAAGCACAUUUUUUUUUUUUUUUUUUUUUGAGGAGACGGAUCGCAGGAAACGUCCAAGACUGGCUUCGCUCGUAGUUCCCGUUAUGUGAAGUCGACCGAUCCUGUAAGAUGCGCGGAAGACACGGAAGCUCUGAAUGCACGGGAAUACACCGGGUUGUGAUAAAGUCUAAUUUGUUGGCAGAAAUUGUAUGUGCAGUGAUUUAUCUGGUGAUAGCGUGCGGCUUUUCUCAAGCUGUGUCGGAGUUGAACAGUGACAGUCUACUUAGGAUGUCUUGUCGUGGGAAAUUGCGUUGACAUGCCCGUGGAUGGAGUGCGCUCGCUCGCUGUAACGCAGGUGAUGAUGAGACAGGUAUCUGCUUCAGUGAGAGCCUAGUGCCACUGCCGAUGUGCUGGAAUUACUAAUAUGUUCUCGCGUCAGGUAUUGUACAUUGAAACUUUCCUAUUAGAGCACAGAGACAGUCUCGGAGAAGGCUAUUUGCAUGCAUGCGGAGCGCUUGCUGGAUUUAUUAUUGGACAAUGUACGUGCUGUAAAGCAAAGAAAAGCUGCUGAACCUCGUUUACUUUAUAUUUAUCAAGACCUCACCGCAAGGUUAAGCGUUGCUCCAAUGCAAUACACCAAUAACGACUGCAUAGCUGUGCAUGACGUUUAUCUUUAUUGCGAAAUCAUUGCAAUUCGGGACAUUUUAGGUUUGUUUAAACGCGUUUGAAAUGUUCGCUUGGCGAAAUGUAAGAUAUGGAAAAUAACGUCGCACUUUUAUUAUUAUCAUAGCCUGCACUAUCUAUCUAUCUAUAUCAUCUAGUCGCGUCGUGGUUCAUUGCAGUUUUGACCAUUUCAGAUAUUCAUAAAGCAGUGUUUCCAGCAUGCUUAGCUGAAACUUUUACUCACUAUAUAGAAAUAUAUCGCUGUAUAGGCACCUGUCUAUGUUGCAAGGUAUGCACGUUGUGUUAUUGUUAUAUUCAUUUUCAAAGGUUAGUUUAGCGUCUCAGUCGGAGCAUAAAUCCAUCUAAACACAAUCAGCAAAUUGCUGCUCGGUUCCAAUUCUAAUCAUAUCAUUUCCAGGUGCCCACAAGUAGCUAUGUUCUCUCUCUCUAUCUCUCUCUCUCUCUGCGUGUGCUCGUGAUUUUGAGAGGAAAAGGGAGAAGGCUUUCAACAACAUGCCGAGGCAGAAGCAUUUUAUGCAUGUGAUUUUAUGAUUUGCUCACCAUUGGAUGUAACCGCUUUGCCGCCGUCUAUAAAUCUGUGACAGCGGAACGACAGGAUUUGUGUCAUAAAUAGAUCUAAACUAAAUCAGACACCGGUGAUCAAGUUUGACGUGCGAGAUUCUUCGGCACAAACUGUGUCGUGCUGCCAUCGAGCGAAGUCUCGCUUUUUUAUUUUGAUUACUUGUUGUGACAUUUAUGUCAGUAGUAGGCUACCGAGAAAAGAGCAGCGUAAUAGGAUUUGGGAUCGGUAUCGGUGGUAACGCGCGCUGACGGUAACAUUUCGUACAAUAUUUGUACAAAAUAAACAUUUUACUGUUCUAUGUAUCGCUUUUUCACAAAAUGCAUCACUCUACAGCACCCUCCGCCGUUUGUCAAAACUCUAUACACCUGUGCGCACAGUCUCUCCGCGAGCUGCUGUUGGUUUUGCUUCCACUUCGCCUCUAUUUUACUCACAGUAUACUCAGUGAUAUGAAGUACAGUAUCUGACCAACCAGAGGGCGUGGCUGUGGCGCUCUUCCCCACGACGGCCCGCCCCUCCCCUCCUUCAGCCAAUCACAGAAUUGUUUGUUUUCUCGUUGGUUAUGUUGUUGUGGUUUCCAAAAUGCAGCUAAUACUAUGUGCACAGCUGAAGAAUAUGCAAUUUUGUUAGAUUUAAGUUCACUUCAUUUGGUUGUUAGUAUGUUUAAUUUCUAACAAUGCAUCCUAAAUGAAUACUAAAUUUAGCAGUGAAAGGAGUAGCUUUUGCAUGCUAGGCACACAGAUCUCAAUUAUGUAGUAAAGUUACACUCCCUAUAAACAAAUAGAGGAAGAGUUAUUGGUUACAUCAGUCACACACUGUGCAAAUGGACAGGUGCAGAGAUUUGAGAUAUGUUGCAUUCUGUGGAACAAUUUGUCAAAGUUUUGCCUAUAAAGACAGCUGAAUUGAUAGAAUUAAAUGUGGAAAGUGUUUAAUUUCUAUAGUUGUUUUAUGGAAAUAUAAUGCUUUGACCUGACAAAGCAUAAUUUCCCAAGUUUUACUUAUGAUUAGAUUUUUUAAAAAUGAAAAGCAAUGGGGGGGGGGACUUUGUUUAAAAAAAAAAAAAAAAAAAAAGCAGUGGAAAAUAAAUAGAUUUGAGAUGUUUGCCUUAUUCUGCCUUUUUUUCAGUAAAUCAGUGGCUUUUUUAAUCUUACAUUUGAUUUUCUUUGUCAUUAUUAGAGUGGGCAGGCCUUUUGUUUGCAUUAAAUAAAUGGGUUUGCAAGCUUUUUCCAUUAACGUUUAUAUAGAGAGUGCUGUCCAUAUACAAGGUGUUGUGAAACCUGACCAACAUUAAAUUGUUAACGGUUGAUCCCACUGUUAACAGUUGAUAUUGUUUGUGUUUGAGAUCACAUACAGUAGAUGAUGCAAAGUAAAUGGUAACAAAUGGUAAAACAUGCUGAAUUCCAUUUGAUCAGUUCUACUAUCAAAACUAAAUUGAAUAGUUAUGAUGCCAUUUAUGGCAUUUCUUCACAAACACUGAAUGAAGAUGUCUAACAUCUUGGCAAAUAUGUGCUCAACCAUCUCCUCUCUCUUUCAGUGUGCUGCCUUGGUUGGUGAAGACCAGCCCCUUUGCCCUGACCUGCCUGAGCUUGACCUCUCUGAGCUGGAUGUCAGUGACCUUGAUGCAGAUAGUUUUCUGGGAGGACUCAAGUGGUACAGCGACCAAUCAGAAAUCAUUUCCAGUCAGUAUGGCAAUGAAGCAUCGAACCUGUUUGAGAAGAUAGAUGAGGAAAAUGAGGCCAACUUGCUGGCAGUGCUCACAGAAACCCUGGACAGUAUCCCUGUGGACGAAGACGGGUUGCCUUCGUUCGAGGCCCUGGCAGAUGGGGACGUGACCAAUGCCAGUGAUCAGAGCUGUCCUUCCACCCCAGACGGCUCACCACGCACCCCAGAGCCAGAGGAGCCUUCCUUGCUGAAGAAGCUCCUCCUGGCACCUGCUAACUCCCAGCUCAGCUAUAAUCAAUACCCAGGUGGCAAGGCACAGAACCAUGCAGCCAGCAACCAACGGAUCAGACCAACACCUGCUGUUGCCAAGGUAGCUGCUCGCUGCACUUCUUGCAUCAAAGGCCUGACAGAAAACCCCUGGAACAGCAAACCACGAGGGUCCUGUCCCAACCGGUCCGUGAGACACCCUUGCACUGAGCUGCUCAAGUACCUCACCUCUAGCGACGAGGCCUUCCAGACCAAAGCCAGGGAAGCCAAGAACACCUGGACAGGUUGCAACAAGGACAGGGGAGGGGCUUGCACGUCCUCCUGCUCAUCUUCUUCCUCUCCAUCAUCCUCGUCCACCUCCUCUUUCUCCUCCCUGUCGUCCUGCUCCUCUUCCACCGCCUCCAAAAAGAAGACGUCCUCUGCCUCCCCAUCAUCACAGCAGCAGCAGCAGCAGCAGCAGCUGGCAGUGCAGGCCCAGCGAGGUGAGAGCCAGGCAGCCGGCACGUGUAGUGUGGCUGGUGAGGGGGCGGGGAAGUGGCGGCGGUGUACUCAAGGGGGGCACUCCGCCCCCGUUGCGCUGUCCCAUGGAGGCGGCUGUGGCCAUGCCUGCUCCGGCGAAGAGGGGAGGCCGCCAGGCCUGCAGCCAAGUGUUGACCCAGGCAGCUUGGCCGCUGCCCGCUUUAUUAGGUACAUGCACUCUUACUCUCUCCCGCCUAGAGAGACGGGUCAUGCAGGCAGCUGUGGUCAUUGCCUUGAGGCGGGUGGCUUGGCUGAGGCUGGCCGUGCUAAUAGGCACAUCACGGUGACCAUUAGGAAAAGGAGGCAAGAGCUAGAGCACCCCAUGCUCAGUCAGCUGCUCACCUCCAGGCCCAGGCCAGCCCGUUACCGGGCUCACCUGCAGUUGCCCCAGAAUAAAAGGCGAGACCUACCAGACACGGCUUCUAGAGUCCAAGAGAGCCACGGACACUUAGAGCGAGCUAGUCGUGAGCGCAAUAGAGAGGCACCUAUCUUACACAAGCAGGCAUUUAGUGUGGCCGACCAGAGCAAUCUUGAGUGUUCGGCAGAGCUUAAAUUAGACCUAGAGAGCUGGUUGAGCAUGCCAGAACAGGUGACAGGAGACAGCUUGCAUGAUCUGGUGGGCCAAGCCGGGGAGGAUAUUUUUUAUGAUGUCAUAGGCAGCCCCAUGUCAUUCUCACAGGGCCUGCCAAGCACAUUGUUCCCAGACUCUUUAGUUCCAGAGCCCUCCGACUCACAAAAACAGGCACUCCGCAGGCACCUCGAUGACCAAGUCCCACCAAUGUUAGCCAAACCAACCAUCUUGCCACUUCCUUUGACCCCAGAGUCUCCAAAUGACCACAAGGGAUCUCCGUUUGAGAACAAAACCACUGAACGCACAUUGAAUGUGGAGAUCUGUGGAACCCCAGGUCUGACACCACCUACCACGCCUCCUCACAAAGCCAGUCAAGAGAACCCUUUCAAAGUAUCACUCAAAAACAAGCUGUCUUCAUGCUCUCCCUCGGCCCUGACAAGCAAAAGGCCCAGGCUGAGCAAUGGGGUCUCUUGCCCUCAGCCAACCAGCGGAUCUAUUCGGAAGGGCCCAGAGCAAACUGAGCUCUAUGCCCAGUUGAGCAAGGCCUCCUCCACAAUGCCCCUAGGGGGCUUGGAGGAGCGUCGGGGCAAGCGGCCCAUGCCCCGCGUCUUUGGCGAUCACGACUAUUGCCAGUCUACAAGCACAAAACGAGACAGCACCACCAUAGCUGCAGCGGUAACUGGGCCAAUGGAGGGCCGGCAUGUGGAAUGUAAAGACUCGAACAUGCCGACCUCCUCUACUCCUACAUCAUUGUUGUCUUCCGCCUCCCCUUCGUCUUCCUCCCUGGCCAGGCAGCUUCAGGGCCUUUCCUCCAAAGCUCAGGAGGCUUGUCCGGACACGGAUGCUCACGGACAGGACCGCGACUCCACUUUGGGCUCCAAAAUGUCAGCGGACGGCAGUUCUGCUGGCAGGAAACUACUUAGGGACCAGGAGAUCCGCGAAGAGCUCAAUAAGCACUUUGGAAAGCCUCAACAAGCCUUCUAUAGCGGGGUAGUGGGAGAGCAGAGGGGCAUCCGGCCUCUCGAGGACAGUGACUCUGGGGAUGAGUACCCCGGUCUUCUCAAUGACUACAUACACCCGGGUCUGCCUGACUUUGAGGACCUGGAGGUAGGCCGGGAGCGCCUGCUUUACUUGGGGGAAGGUUCUCCACUCGAGCUGCUCCUCGAAGGGUCGCCCUCCAGCUCCCCUUCCAGCAGUUCAUUCUCAUGGAGCUCCGUCUCGCCUCCUUCCACUCAGCUCUCCCCACAGCACCUCCGCUGGCCACGCACCAUCUCCCGCUCCCGCUCCCGUUCCUCAUCUCACCACAGACGCAGAUCCCUCUCCAGGUCUCCGUACUCCCGCCCCGAGUCUCCCGACAGCCGUUCUCCCUCUUGGUCUCCUCACAAUUUGGACGAUAGCACUUUUAUUCCCAGGAUUUAUAGAAGCCCUCAGUCCCAGGCUCAUUCUAUUUUUGGUCGGAGACCCAGGUAUGACAGCUAUGAGGAAUACCAGCAUGAGCGUCUGAAGCGGGAAGAGUACCGACGUGACUAUGAGAAACGGGAAUGUGAGAGGGCUGAACAGAGGGAGAGACAACGGCAAAAAGCACUGGAGGAGAGGCGAGUGGUGUAUGUGGGACGUCUUCGUGCCAACAGCACACGCACAGAGCUUAAACGCCGCUUUGAAGUCUUCGGCGAGAUUGAGGAGUGCACAGUCAACUUGAGACAUGACGGGGAUAACUUUGGCUUCAUCACCUACCGCUACACUUGUGAUGCACUCGCUGCCCUUGAGAAUGGACACACCUUGCGCAGGUCGAAUGAGCCUCACUUUGAGCUCUGCCUUGGUGGACAAAAGCAGUACAGUAAAUCGAAUUAUACAGACUUAGAUUCCCAUUCUGACGACUUUGAUCCAGCCUCCACUAAAAGCAAGUACGACUCCAUGGAUUUUGACAGCUUGUUGCGAGAGGCCCAGUAUAGCCUGAGAAGGUAAUGAGCUGCACCGCUGCACCGGCUGGCUGCAAAGAGAGGGAUUCGCAAUACCUCACUGUUGUUUCUGUUUUUUUGAAUACAAGACUACAAGAAGUUUUACACUUUAUCUAAGUGGAAAGAGUAUAUGUGGAUGAAAAAGCUCUACGUAUAUGAAGGGAUAUAUAUGUAUACAUGCAAGCAAAGUUUACAUGAACCUAGCUGCUGCAACGCUGGGGAGAGACUUUACCUGUGGGAAUAGCCAGUGAAGUAGCGGACACUACUUUAGUGGACUACACAGAUCCAUGUGCCGCGUGAGGCUCUGGAAGAGACUCGAAUCUUCGUCAGAGUUCGCUCCACACACCGCAUCACCCUCGGCACUUUUGAGAGGUGAAGAGUGCAGCUCAUUCAGUCUGUUUUUAUUGUUUGGAGUUUAUUUUUGUGGGCUUUUUCUGUUCCUUUUUUAAUCUGGUGUUUGGACGUGGUGUUACACUGUUGAGAAGGGUUUGGGGAAAAUCUCUCGGAUGUUCAAGGUAACAUUGUCUACAUUUACAGAGGGGGGAAAUAUGUAGUCGCCUAUUUACAAAACGAAUAUUUUUAUUUGAUGUGCAUAUCAGCGUUCUUUGUUUGUUACAGCUAUGCACUGUAAAAUGCAGCCUUUUUAAGAGGAAAUUUUCUUAAUCGAGAAUGUUGAUCUGUAGUCAUUACGAUGAUGUAUAACCUACAUGGCGUUUAGAUGACGUGAUUUGAUUGUAAAAAUAUGUAUGGAGAUUUAUCGCUCUUUUUUUGGGGGAGCAUGCAACAGUUUUUGUCUCAGUUUUUCUUUUUGUUUUUUCUUCUUUUGUUUUUUAUUUCAUUUUAAAACUCCAGUUUCAUCCGAUUUUGAAGUUUAAUAACUCAGUGUUUUCCGUAUAUACAUGCAGCGUGUAAGAUAAGAGUUUAUGUUCACUAUUGUGUAAAAAAAAAAAAAAGAAAAAGAAAAAAAAACAAAGAAAAAAGAUAAGCCCCGAGAUAUUUUUUUAUCCUUUACGUCUUGAAGGAAUCGAGAGCUUUUGUUUAAUUUCUCUGUGCACACGAAUCAUUGUUAUUGUUCCUGUUUGAUAAUACACUUUCACAAAGAGAUGAUUACUCUUCUAACACAGAAUUACUCAUGCUUAUUUAUGUAUUUAUCUCAGUAUUCUAAUCAAAAUAUUUAUGGCAGCCAUCUCACGUGAUGCGCCUUACAAAUUUUGCUAUUUAUAUUAUUUGUUAUUCAACAAUCACUGGAAAGGAUGUAAAUUUAAAGGUUCUAAGAAAUAUCGUUUUUAUAUAUGCCUUCAGAGAUAGAACAAAAACAUAUUGUAUGAUCACAUUUUAGGCUCAUGAUGAACUUUGCUGCUCCAAACUCAUUUGUUUUUCUAGCUCUGAAACACUUUCAUCCCCCUUUUUCAUCUCUUUUUUUAUUACAUGAAGCAAUAAAAUGAUUUUGCAGGUAUUUUGUUGUACCACAGAAAAUCUGUGUCUUUGCUCCACACUUUUGAUUAUGUGAAUGCCAAACUAAAGUUUACAAUUUUUCUUUCCUGAAUUUUUAAAAAGAAGAAAAAAAAAAAAAAGAUGUAUUUGAUGUAAAAAUAAUAUAUA